This is a messenger RNA of Anopheles coustani, 3815 nucleotides long. RefSeq names its product phagocyte signaling-impaired protein (gene psidin). The record is from RefSeq and is a predicted model, not a curated record. NCBI's taxonomy places the organism in Eukaryota, Metazoa, Arthropoda, Insecta, Diptera, Culicidae. The transcript is spliced from 8 exons. Bases 176 to 3214 code for a protein of 1012 amino acids. Gene Ontology annotation, cellular component: cytoplasm; NatB complex. Gene Ontology annotation, biological process: N-terminal peptidyl-methionine acetylation. Gene Ontology annotation, molecular function: protein-N-terminal amino-acid acetyltransferase activity; protein binding.
CUGAUCCACACGGAAUUGGCCUCAAAAAGCCGUGGAGAUCGUUCUACUAUCGUGCGGUGGUCAGCAUAGCAGUACAAUUGGUUGGACAGUGAAUUAAAACAGCACGCAACGAAAACUACAAUCAUCGACGGUCGACGACGACGACGAGCUGCUGAAUUCGCAGAUCGCCAGCACGAUGCAGAACGACGACUUUGUGUACGAGCGCAAACUGCGGCCAAUAUGGGAAUCGAUCGAAAUUGGCAACUACAAAAAGGCCCUGCAGGAUGCCGAGAAAAUGCUGAAGAAAAAACCCACCAUGCAGUGCGCACGGGCACUGAAAGCCUGGGCAUUUUUGCGGCUCGGACGGGAAGAGGAAAGUAACGCUAUCAUCGCUACCCUCGAGAAGGAGGAACCAGUGGAGGCGCCAACCCUGCAUGCCCUCACGCUGUGCUAUAAGGAAACGCACCGGCUGGACAAAAUCUGUACGCUAUUCAGCAACGCCGUACGGCAGGUGCCGGGAAGCGAGGAACUGCUAUCGCAGCUCUUCAUCGCCUACAUGCGCGUGGACGACUUUAAGGCCCAGCAGUCGGUCGCGUUGCAGCUUUACAAAUUGCGGCCGCGCAAUUCGUACUACUUCUGGGCCGUCAUGAGCAUAGUGUUGCAGGCAUUGCGUGGCCCCGAUGCGGACAACGCGCAGAAAGUGCAACUACUGUUGGCCCUUUCCCAGCGCAUGGUUGAUAAGUUCAUUGCGGAGAACAAGCUGGAGGGGGCACAGGAAGCCCAGCUCUAUCUUCAGAUCCUGCAGGAGCAGCACAAGUACGGCGAGGCGUACGAUUUUCUCCACGGUGCCUUAUGUCAGAAGCUGUACCCGGGUGCGCCGGUAUACGGUAAGAUAGAUCUUCUCAAGAAGCUCAACAAAUGGGGCGAACUGAAUCGGUUGCUGAAGGAACUGCUGCUUCAAGAUCAGGACCGUUGGGAUUACUAUCAGGAUUACAUUAACUCGACAUUCGAACUGAUAAAGGUCGGAGAAACCCCAGACGGAACGGAUCACACGGUUGAGAUGUGUCACGAAUUUUUAUGCGACAUAAUCGAAGCCCAAGCGAAAAAGUGUCGUGGACCGUAUUUGGCUCGAUUGGAACUGAAUAGACGCAUGUUGGAACAGCGGUACGAUGAAGAGCAACUGUUUGGCAAAAUGUCCGACAUGCUAGCGGAGUAUUUUGAAUUGUUUGGCGAUAAGCCUUGUUGUGCGCUAGACAUGAAGCUCUUCCUCGAGUACGUCCGGCCAGCAUCGGAGCGGCGUGUGCUUGCUGCGAAGUUAUUGAAUGGCCUUGGGCUUAGUUCUGCCACUCUACCAGCGAGUAAAGCGCAAAUGCAACGACACAUCUGUACGCUACAGCUUGCGCGAUACAGUGGGGCACAUGCGGUCGUGAGCGAGGAACUGCUGCAUGCCAUCUACACCUCAUUGAGUCUACACUAUGAGCACGGUUUCAAUGCACACGGCCAGGGCCUUCUCGUUACCGAUAUGGGACCAUCGGAUCCGUAUGCAAUCCUAGCAGCUCAAAUCAUGUAUGAACGCGCAUGGCGCAUUCAACGUUCCGAGCCGGCCAUCGAAGCGCUCUGCCUGCUGGCCCACCUGCUGUCGAACAGUGUGAACAAUUUCCACGCCAAAUUGCUUGUAUUGCAGCUGUACCACCGAUUAGGGCUGACCCUGGCAGCCCAGGAAGCCUACGAGGCGCUCGACAUCAAGCACAUUCAGCUCGACUCGCUCGGGUAUCUGCACUGCGCACACCUGGCGAACGGCGGAUUCCCUGCCUUCGCCAAAACUAUCUACGAACGUACGUUAAACUUUUUCGAGAACGACAACGAAGCGGCAGCCGAGUUUCCGAAGGCAUCGUACAACUUUGGCACCUAUUCGAAGCUGGUGGAAAUUAUCGACUUCCGGAAUCGGCUCACGAAUAGCUUUCACUUUACGCUCGUCUCGGUGGAAGCGCAGCUGCUGAUGGUGGUCGGUUUCGUCGGUACCUUACCGCAGCUGCUAUCGCUGUAUAGACAGACGCGCCCCAAGCCUGGCGACGAUCGCAUUCGGUGGAACAAGCUGGCGGACAAUCGUGAUCUAACGAUAUUCGUUUGCUGGGAUCCGACGAGCAAUGACGAGGAGGGUGACGCAACGAAGACAUCCCAUCCCAUGGCCAAUGGUAACGAACGUGAGCAACCGUUUGCUCCGGCCAACUCCAAACCGGUCGGAGCUUUGCUGGAAGAGCGCCGGGAGGCACUGCAGAAGGUCAGCUAUGAGCAGGAUUACGAUCUUCUUCGGUUGCGAUCCGGUCUGCAACGGAUAGUCUUCUCGCUGGUCGAGCUAAGUCUCGUGCGUCCAUCGGGUCAAGAAGAAACCAGCGGUGCUACAUCCGAAUAUGCCGUGUCGCUUAAGUUGCGCGAUCAUUGGGUCACGCUGAUGGAAGAAAUUCGACGCAAGCAGCACGUCCCAAUCAGUGGGCGGUAUCUAGUCAACCUGUUGCCCUCGCGGUUGCAUCUGUACCUGCGCCUACCGUACGAGGCCGUGUUCACUCACUUGGCCGACUUUGUGCUUUCCCUGUGGCGAGGUUAUAGCAGCGAACACAAGCAGAACCCCAACACUACCAGCCUCGAAGCGCUUUCUCAGCAGGCGGAACGGUGCGCAAACGAUGUAACGAACCUGUCCGAAACGUUGAAACGUGCUAUCGAUACGUACCACGAGUCGGUUGAUCUACUCUGGCACUGGAAAGCCACGCACGAGCUCGUCAAUGGUUGCAUCGAGAUGAUCUCACUUAUGGUCUUCGUGCUAGCGGUAUGCUACGAUAAGUAUGUGCACGCUUCCGCCACACCAACGGUUACACCAGCGUCGGGGAAACGGUCCAAAAAGCAGACGACAAAUGAUGCCGCCGCUAACAGCGACACUGCCACCAACGGUGCCUCCGGACCUACACCCGCUUGUGUGCCCGAGAAGGAUCGACUUGCACUGGUAACGAAAGUCCUGCGAGAGCUGAAGCAACGAAUCAACGAGGUGGACCUGGCGUUAGCCUCCUGGAAGGCGCCCGUCGUCGAGGAUACCCUGUCCGCUGCCGUCGAGCGAAUGUCGCUAAACCCCAAGUGUGCGACGAACGUGGAGGCGGCGAUUGUUGUAAACACCCAGUCCGAGGUGAAGGAACUUCGCAAACUAGUAAAGGAUAAGCUGAAGCUGAUGAGCAAAGCCAUUUAAUUGUUCGCGCCAGAGACAUUUUUCGCAUCUAGUGUAUGACGUUCCAUUUCAACACCACGUGCCCAGUGUCUCGACUCCACCGCCAACCGCCACGUCACGUCAGUAGUACCUUUUUUUCCUCUCCCGCUGAUCGGUGAGAAAUGCGCCCUGUAGGGAUUCGCAUUGGUCAAGUCUUGUUAGUAGGCGAUUUAAAGUUUAAGUACGACCAUGCCGAUGUUUCCGAUUUCUAGUUUCUGCGACUAUAAUAAUGCUUUGGCAACCGAAUGUUCUAGUUUCCCCUUUUGUUGCAAUAAAAAUUCGUCUGUUCUCAUCUCAAGCGCGGAUGCACAGCAUUCGAUCGCAAAAACGUCGUGUUUGGAUUGUUCCUUCAUGUUUGCGCUGAAAAAAGAAUCUGCCUAGAAUAGACAUUGGAGGGAAUGUUCAAUAAAUAUUCAUUUCAAAUACUAAAGAACAUGAACGACUGAUUGCGACGAGUUUUGGUGCAUUUCUUGGUGCAUCUGUGUUACAAGCGGAAAACAAUACUAACUGUUGAAUCAAAAUGGCAUAAAGACUUCUCUCCGAAGGAGCUGACCGGGAACUGAAAUAAACAGAUUGAGUAAAU